Messenger RNA from Musca domestica (house fly), 2140 nucleotides. RefSeq names its product venom protease. Bases 698 to 1879 code for a protein of 393 amino acids. NCBI's taxonomy places the organism in Eukaryota, Metazoa, Arthropoda, Insecta, Diptera, Muscidae. The record is from RefSeq and is a predicted model, not a curated record. The transcript has 6 exons. Gene Ontology annotation, biological process: proteolysis. Gene Ontology annotation, molecular function: serine-type endopeptidase activity.
CAACAACAGCAACAACAAAAGGAAAAGCGCCAAUGAUGAGAUGAACCGCAGCAACGUUGCUGAUAAUAGUAAUGGCUUAAACGAAUGAAUGGACAAGUAGUGAACAGCAGCAGCAGCAACAACAACGAAAGAAGAACAACAAACAUCAGCCAUCGCUGGCUGCUACCACAUCUCUGGCAUUUUAUUGGUCUAAUGGCCAUUUAUUCGUAUUAGAAUAAUUCUCCCAGGGGUGGUGGAGAAAAUCCCAACAAAUCAACGAAACAUUUCAGUUGGCCAAGUGCAUUCGAAGGGUUUAGACGCAUUUUGCGGUUAAAAAUAAAAACUUCGUUUCGAUUCGAACGCAACUCUGUGUGCUGGAACCGUUGAAAGUGCAAAUAUUUGUAAAUUAAAAAAAAAGAAGACCGAAACGGUUGUUAAUUAAACAAAAGUUGGCUGCGUCAGCCAGGUGAAAGAAAGCAUUCCUCGCCAGUAAAAGUGGUGGCUGCCGUGGAAAGUGCGCAGGAGCCUAUAAUUUAACGCCGCUUGCAUUUCAACAAAAAAAAAAGAAAAAAAUAUAAAUUGUACUUAGUAGUUCCUAUUAAUAAUAAUAAUAUAUAACAACAAUAGCAAAAAACUAAUUGCAAACAAUUAGAAUUGUGUGAAAAUUUUUGUGAAAAGCAAUUGCAAAAAUAAAAUACAACCACUUCGCCAAAGAGAUAUGCUGCCCAGAAUAAUGGCUUCAUUUCAUGGCCAUAACUGCCAUUUAUGGCAAAUUUUCACUUUUCUAAUAAUUGGAUUAUUUGCUGCUGCGGGAAAUUGUGAAAAUGGAGAAUUUGCAAGGUUGGUAGUGCCGGGAACCUAUGGAAAACCAAAGGACUCAUCAACAGCUAAUGCUGCGCCACAAGGUCGUUCGUAUCUGCCAAGAGCUUACUACGAUGCAAAUACGGAAUGUUCUGUGGGAACGGAAUGUACACCCCUACACGAUUGUACUGCCAUGAUUUAUGAAGUGGCCAAAAUGUGUUAUUACGGCGAUAAAUCUCUGUUCUGCGGCGGUGGCGAAGAAAUGCCCUAUGUCUGUUGUCCCAGUAGUCCGCUAGAGAAGAAUCAAGUGUGCGGCAAAUCAUUGGUCCAGGGUCAUUUCUAUCGUGGCCUGGGCACCUAUCCGUUUGUGGCAAGAAUUGGUUUUAAACAUAUAAAUACUGGAGCCUUUGCUUACCCAUGUGCCGGUUCGGUUAUUGCUCGUCGAGUCAUUUUGACCGCUGCCCAUUGUGCCCUGGCCAAGGCUGAUGGCCAUCGUUUAUCCUCGGUACGUGUGGGUGAAUAUGACACCUCCUCCGAUCCUGAUUGUGCCAGUACGGGAUUUUGUGCCCCACGUUCGGUGAAUCAUGCCAUUAGUCAUGUCAUUGUACAUCCUGAUUAUAAACAGGGUCAAUAUCAUCAUGAUAUUGCUUUGUUGGUUCUGAAAACUCCGCUUAAUUAUUCGGUGGCCACCCAACCGAUUUGUUUACAAAAGACACGGAAUAAUUUGGUGGUUGGCAAAAGGGCCACCAUAGCCGGUUGGGGAAAAAUGUCGACAUCAAGCAGUCGCCAACCUGAAAUGUCUUAUUUGGAUGUACCAUUGACCAGUUGGGAUUUGUGUUUGCGUAAUUACGGAUCAACGGGUGCAUUGGAAUCGCCCAACUCCAUUGAGGGUCAAUGGAUGUGUGCCGGCGGUGAGGGUAAAGAUGUGUGUCAAGGAUUUGGCGGGGCACCAUUGUUUAUACAGGAAAAUGGCAUAUUUUCACAGAUUGGCAUCAUGUCCUUUGGUUCGGAUAAUUGUGGUGGCUUACGCAUACCCAGUGUUUAUACAUCUGUGGCUCAUUUUGCUGAAUGGAUUCAUGAUAAUACACCACCUGAAUAGAUGUAAUAGAGGAAACAGGAGGUUUAUCAAGAAUUUAUACAUUUUGCUGACAAGUUUUGAAAGCAUUGCAAACAAUCCAUAGCUUUUAAGGUGAUCUUCAAAAUUGUAGUUUUAAGAAUUUUUAUUUUAUAUAAAACAAAAUAACAAAUGUAACAACAACAAAUUGUUAAUGUGAUUUAUGUACUGGAUAUGUAUAUUUUCAAGUCCUCUAUUAAAAGUAUUCAAUAAAGUUUAAAUAUUUAUUUUCUAAGAACAACCAAA